Messenger RNA from Pseudophryne corroboree (corroboree frog), 1911 nucleotides. It is a transcript of the gene TPM3, whose product is annotated as tropomyosin 3. Gene Ontology annotation, cellular component: actin filament. Gene Ontology annotation, biological process: muscle contraction; actin filament organization. The transcript has 9 exons. Lineage: Eukaryota; Metazoa; Chordata; Amphibia; Anura; Myobatrachidae. Gene Ontology annotation, molecular function: actin filament binding. The coding region runs from base 73 to 927 and encodes 284 amino acids. The record is from RefSeq and is a predicted model, not a curated record.
CAACCCGCUUAUAAUAGUGCAGGGUGCCCAGAGCUCAUCCCCCCAUUAGUCAGGCAGCUCUCCAGUGCCAUCAUGGAGGCGAUCAAGAAGAAAAUGCAGAUGCUGAAGCUGGAUAAGGAGAAUGCGUUGGACCGGGCCGAACAGGCAGAGACUGAGCAGAAGCAGGUGGAGGAGAAAAGCAAGCAGCUGGAGGACGAGCUGCUCUCCAUGCAGAAGAGGCUGAAGGGGACGGAGGAUGAGCUGGAUAAGUAUUCCGAGGCCCUGAAAAACGCGCAGGAGAAGCUGGAGGUGGCGGAGAAGAAGGCGGCUGAUGCUGAAGCCGAGGUUGCGUCCCUGAAUCGCCGAAUCCAGCUGGUGGAGGAAGAACUGGACAGGGCCCAGGAACGUCUCUCCACCGCUCUGCAGAAGCUGGAGGAGGCAGAGAAGUCAGCAGAUGAGAGUGAGAGAGGGAUGAAAGUAAUUGAGAACAGAGCCCUAAAGGAUGAGGAAAAGAUGGAACUGCAAGAAAUCCAGCUGAAGGAGGCCAAGCAUAUAGCGGAGGAGGCGGACAGGAAGUACGAGGAGGUGGCGCGGAAGCUGGUGAUCAUUGAGGGGGAUCUGGAGCGUACAGAGGAGAGAGCAGAAAUCGCUGAAUCCAAAUGCGCCGAGCUCGAGGGGGAGCUGAAAAAUGUCACCAACAACCUGAAGUCUUUGGAGGCUCAGGCGGAGAAGUAUUCUCAAAAGGAAGAUAAAUAUGAGGAGGAAAUUAAGAUUAUGACAGACAAGCUAAAAGAGGCAGAAACUAGAGCAGAGUUUGCCGAGCGCUCAGUUGCCAAGCUUGAGAAGACCGUCGAUGAUCUGGAAGAUAAGCUGCGCUGUACCAAGGAGGAGAACUCCAAGAUACACUCCACGCUGAACGACACCCUGCUGGAAUUGCACAACUUGUAGGCGAGAUCAGCCAGCCGCCGCUCCCUCCUGCACCUCUCCCUGCCGCUGACUGGACCCUGCUUCUGUCAGUCUACUGCCAAGCCAGCUGCCCGCCCGCUCCUUGUGGACCAAGCUAUUAUCACUAAGAAUAUUACAAUGUUGAACAUUCCUGUGCGCUGUGAAGGCCGCCCUGUCUCCCUGCGUUCCCCCCACUCUGAUGCCCACGUGCCUGGUGCCUAAUAAAGUCUGUAUGAGAAAUGCUCAGAUUAUUCCCUCUCGCUCAGCGCACCCUUCCCCAAAUAAAAACACCUUCCACUCUAAAGAGAAAAAUGAAACUGCGGACUUUAUGGUCUAGAUGCUGCUGUUGUCCUCUACCCGGUGCCAUAUUUAAGGGUUUUUAUCUGCAACCCUUUUUACCAAAAUCCCAGUACAUCUCAGACACGCCUGGUUAUUGCAUGGGGGAUGGCAUAUCUUCUCCAUGGUGACAUUGUGUGCACUGUUGGACUAAGACCCCCUUUUUCAGGGUAUAGGGAUCAGUAUUUGCUGUUACUGUAUACUAUUUCUAAUUAAACCCCACACUGGAUCUGCAGUGCCAUCUAGAUUAGAUCUGCUGGAAUAAUAGCGGCAUCUUCCAAAGUUUUUGUAUGGGAUUGUCCUAGUACCGCUGGCAUACGGUGGCCCUGCGUAGUCUCUGAUGCGUCUGUACUAAGUGCCACCGUCCGUCACCAUGUCUCGUCAUACGGGGCUCCGUUGGUUGGCCGGGGGGGGGGGGGGGGGAGACGUGGGAGGGUGGAAACUUUGCUUUGGAGCAAUUACAAAACAAUAAAUUCAUGUGCCACUUUUCCAAUGACUGCCUUGGUGUUGUGUCUGCGGGGGAGCUGUCGUGUCUUCAUUAGCAUGGCGGAUCACAAGGUGAAAUAGGGUUUUUUCCCCCUAUGUCUGGUUUUAACAAUUUGUUUUUAUUUUGAGCUUCCAUAUACAUCAAUAAAGUAAGGCUGCUACGUG